Molecule: messenger RNA, 1183 nt
Organism: Trichoderma asperellum CBS 433.97
Lineage: Eukaryota; Fungi; Ascomycota; Sordariomycetes; Hypocreales; Hypocreaceae
Source: RefSeq, a predicted model, not a curated record
ACAAAUAUUGACAGACACCGUCAUAAAGAUGAAUUCGAACAUGACUCGAAACAAGUGGGAUGAGCCUCCCAUACUCUGCCCUCGCGAGCUCAAAGGACUGCUUCGCGCAAUGCAAGGCGUGGAUAGCCAUCGUCUAGACACCCAAGGACGCAAUUUCAUGCACCUCGUAGUUACCGGAGCCACGGAUGGUCGUGCGGCGAGGCUCAUUCCAUUUCUCGUCAUGGCUGGCGUGAACAUUAACCAGAAGGACGAGAAUGGAGUGAACGCCUCUAUAUGUCGCCGCGGCCAGAAACACCGUUUUCUUGGACCACGCCAAUUUUUCUGCCGUCGAAGCAUUGCUCGCCUGUGGUGCCGAUCCGGGGCUGUGCGAAAGGAAAGAGAUGGGUUGGACUCUCUUCCAUCAGCCGCUCCGGCCGUCUGGCAAUGAUGGCAAAGACAUGACAAAGGCUCGCGAGAGGGCGCUGAGACGACCAUCAGGAUGGACACUGGGCCUUGACUCGCACACGAGCAAUCCGGACUUGGACUGUUCGGGACCACUCCUCGUCAACGAUGCGACUCCGCUGUUUUUUGCGGCAGCCCAUGCCCAAGACAAAAGUAUCAUCCAUUGCUUGCUGGUCAACGGCGCCGAUCCCAACAAGCCAGUACGAAACAAGGAAAACAUGGCCUGCAAGAAGGAGAAGGUUGAAACGAUGCUCGGUGCUCUUUUCCGCCAUUGGUGGCAUACUCCAGGCCGCAUCCGCUCAGCCUCGUGGGAAGUCGCCAGACCCAUCAUCGAGGACCUUUUGUCCUUUGGCGCCAUCCUGGAUGCCGUCGAUGAAGAGCCAUCUGCGCUUGAAUAAGCUUACUGGUUCCCCACAGUGCCGGAUGCUUGGGGAUCACGACCUCUUGAUUCUCCUACUGGGGAAAGCACAGCGCCGCAAUAUCUCGUACGAACAUCUUCGCACAAUUACAUGGAAGCUCAUGCAAUUUCGCCAAGAGAUUUAUCUCAAUGGUGACGUCAGUUCAGAAGAUGGAGAUGGAGAUGGAAAAGAUGAUGACGAUCAUAUAUGGCCAUAAUAAGCGCGUUUGUGUUUGAGGAGCUACAUAUUUAGCCGCGGGUUUGGUAAUGCAUGGAUGGGCAACGCGAAGUGUUUUACUAUUUUUAGUUUUUGAUUUUCUCUUGAAAUUAAGAAUGGCAGGCAAG